This is a messenger RNA of Funneliformis caledonium, 140 nucleotides long. NCBI's taxonomy places the organism in Eukaryota, Fungi, Glomeromycota, Glomeromycetes, Glomerales, Glomeraceae. The record is from the annotation of a GenBank genome assembly.
GACCAUGUGGUCGAUUUAUGGGUUCUGAUAAUUCCACUGGCAAUUUUAUUGCUCAUCUUGCUACACAUCGAAUUACUAAAGAAAGUUAUAAAAAAGAAAUAAGUGAAGCACAAAAUAAUAGACAGCUAUCACAACCCUGA